Messenger RNA from Momordica charantia (bitter melon), 1596 nucleotides. RefSeq names its product Mitochondrial substrate carrier family protein (gene PXN). The record is from RefSeq and is a predicted model, not a curated record. Lineage: Eukaryota; Viridiplantae; Streptophyta; Magnoliopsida; Cucurbitales; Cucurbitaceae. Gene Ontology annotation, biological process: nucleotide transport; transmembrane transport.
UUUAAUUUCUCUGGAAAAUGAUACGUAAUUUCCCAUCUUCAGGUUCAAGAAUUAGCAAAACGCCAUCGAAAUGUCAAUUUCAUUUGGCUAGAACCGAAGUCGUAGACGCUAUUUCUCUGCUCUCCGCGAAUGAAUUAGAUCUCUUGUUUCGCUUCGAUUUCCCCAGAAAUUAACACCCAUUUCGCUCCAAUUUCUUUCUUCCGAAUCACGAUAUACCCUUUUUCCCCCCUUUCUGUUACUGGGUUUUAGCGGGAAAGUAUGUCGGACGCCUUGAUCAAUGGAUUGUCCGGAGCUGGAGGAGGGAUCAUUGCUCAGCUCAUCACAUACCCUCUUCAAACUGUGAAUACCCGUCAGCAAACCGAGCGCGAUGUGAAGAAGGAGAAGAGGAAACUUGGAACAUUUCAACAGAUGUGCCAGGUUGUAAAACAUGAAGGAUGGGAGCGGCUCUACGGUGGCUUGGCGCCGUCUCUGGUGGGUACGGCUGCUUCUCAGGGUGUCUACUAUUAUUUCUACCAAAUAUUCAGGACCAAGGCUGAAGCUGCUUCUCUUGCACGAAUGAAGGCAGGGGUUGGGGAUGGAUCAGUUGGGAUGCUUUCCUCUCUUCUGGUGGCUGCCAUAUCUGGGUGUGUUAAUGUGCUGUUGACAAAUCCUAUAUGGGUUGUAGUUACACGAAUGCAGACGCAUAAAAAAAUCUCAAAGCCGUCUCUGCCUGCUGGAGCACCAUUGACUCCUGUAGAUGGAAUAAUUCAAACAGCAGUUGAUCCUCCAUCCUACAGAACCACUCAUGCUAUUCAAGAACUUUACGAUGAAGCUGGAAUCAGGGGUUUCUGGAAAGGAGUAAUCCCAACAUUGAUCAUGGUUAGCAAUCCUUCUAUACAGUACAUGCUGUAUGAAACAAUGUUGAGUAAAUUGAAGAAACGACGUGCCUUACGCAAGGAUGGCAAUGGAGUUACUGCAUUAGAGAUAUUUUUUCUCGGUGCCUUUGCAAAACUUGGAGCUACUGUAGUAACCUAUCCUCUUUUAGUUGUGAAGGCUAGGCUUCAAGCGAAACAGAUUGUAGCUGGAGACAAAAGACAUCAAUAUAAAGGCACAUUGGAUGCCAUCAUCAAAAUGAUCCGAUACGAAGGACUGUAUGGAUUUUACAAAGGGAUGGGCACGAAAAUCGUCCAGAGUGUUCUGGCUGCAGCUGUCUUGUUCAUGGUCAAGGAAGAACUCGUCCGGGGCGUCCGGUUCCUUCUUGCGAAGGAUGCAGCUGGUAGAAUAAAAUCAAAGCCUCAAUGAUCCGGUGAUUCCUAUAUGACUCAUUACAGGUCUUUAAGAAAGUUAUCCAAGCUUGCAAUUUAUCUCUUACUAUCUUUCUUAUACAGCUUAGUGCAGCAUUCUUUACCAAACGUUUAUAAAAUUGUUAGGAAAUUUAAUUAUGUCCUAGAAAAGAUAGGUAUAAGAUUUGGCCUGGAAAUUGCCAAUUGAAAUAUAUCAAUAUGUUAUAGCAGGAAUAUCUGAUUCAUGUGGAAUCUUAUUGUACUUAGAGAUUAUUAUAUUGUUACUCUCAGAUUAAUAAAUUUAUGAGGAUGACCAUUACCCUCCCAUUAUGUA